CACAGCCACCACAUCCACGCUAGCCACGCCUCGUCGCGGUUUCCUCACGACGCGUCGACUCGCCGCAGCUUCUUCUUCAACAUCACCACAUCAGCUUCCGACCGUGCCAGUUAAGGAACGCUACCAUCAAAAUGUCUACCGCCAGAAGACUUGUCCAACGAGGCCGCCAGCACGAAGAAUCGUCGCCUGCUCCCCGAAACCGUCAGCGAAGGCAAGAUGUUGAAGCACCAGGCGAGCCUACACCACUUCCUCCAUACGAGCCGCCAGCUUGUCCCCUCUCAGCGAAUGCCCAAAAAUCGAUUGAAAAUAUUCGAACUAAUCAUGAUUCCUCGAAAUACAAGAAGCAUCUCAAGGGCGCCAUCGAUUCCAUUACUACUGCAACAGCCGACAACAAUGAGAGGCUCGCUGCGCACAAGACUCAAGUACAACGACAUGCGGAGCAGAGGAGAAACAACCACAUCCCGGAUGACGAAAAACCAGAACGACAUAUCGAAGAAGAAGUAUAUACCAGUGGUUUAGAGGGGCAGGUCUCAGAUCUCACGACCAAGGCCGAGAAGGCUCUAAGAGAUUUGAUUGAUUAUGGCAAUGAGCUCGCAAUGCAAGAUUCGAUUAUGAAGGAAGUUAGUGAGAACCUUGCAGCAGCUCCCGUUGCUCAGCCCGCCGCAAGAAGAAGACGAAGGGGCUCAGACGCCGAAGAGGACGAGGAAGAGCCGCAAAAUGAGAAUGCUCCUGCCGCCGAUGAGAAUAUUCCCAGUGCGGUAGAGCUUUUGAAAGAGGCAAAGGAAGAGCAUACCAGGAAAUACACAUCUAAGAGCAUGAGAGACAGAUAUGCAGAUCAUAAUGACUACAGGAACUUCAAGCGUACCGUACAUGACGCCCUGCACCCUGGCGAUAAUCAACCUCCGGUUCCGCAUGCUAGCACAUGGUUUCAAGAGGACAAUCCGAAAGAGUCUGCUGGAGCUCGAAGACGGCGGAAUAACACCACUGAUAAUGCUAACAAUUCCGAUGACGAUGACGACGACGACGAGAUCAAGAUGGUUGGAUUGUCCACUAACUUGAGAUGCCCCCUGUCUUUGCAGGUGUUCAAGGAACCUUACAGCAACAAUGUUUGCAACCACACUUUUGAGAAAUCAUACUUUUUGGAAUAUUUCAAGGAUACUGCUACUGUCUUUGCUGCACCCGGCCAAGGGCGUCCCCGAGGACAGCCACCUCAAGGAACUAAGCAAGCGAGAUGCCCUCAAUCCGGAUGUGAAAAGAUGCUCCGGUUGGAAGACUUUUAUGACGACCAGCUCAUUGUACGCAAAGUGCAGCGGAUGGAGAAGGCAGCUGCUCAAGCAGCAGAAGAUGACGAUUCUGAGGAAGACGCUCGUCCGCGGGGGACGCAGCGUAAUAGACCGACACAGAUAGACGACGAAGAUGAUGAAAGCGUUGCUGAGCAGGAGCAGCGCAGGAGAACCAUCACGAAUAUCAAAAGAGAGGGGCAAAGGAGCCAUGGUAUACGUCUCGCAAGAGCUGCAGCUUUGAUGCCUGACGAAGAAGAGCCCGAUGCGAUGGACACCGAUUGAUCUCGCCAUUGAGCUUUGUAGUUGUCAUGAUAUAGUAGAAGUUGCUCUAGGAAUCCUAUUAGAGACAUAUUUCUUACACAGUAACGUGUUCCACAACAGAUAAAUGAACCGUACUCUAGUUUUUCCUCCGAAACCUAUCAAAUUACCAAAUAGAUAUCUACAUCCUAUCAUGAAGGUGG
Hyaloscypha bicolor E is the source of this 1744-nucleotide messenger RNA. RefSeq lists its product as uncharacterized. The coding region runs from base 132 to 1565 and encodes 477 amino acids. Gene Ontology annotation, molecular function: zinc ion binding; SUMO ligase activity. Gene Ontology annotation, biological process: double-strand break repair via homologous recombination; protein sumoylation. Lineage: Eukaryota; Fungi; Ascomycota; Leotiomycetes; Helotiales; Hyaloscyphaceae. The transcript has 4 exons. Gene Ontology annotation, cellular component: nucleus; Smc5-Smc6 complex. The record is from RefSeq and is a predicted model, not a curated record.